Nelumbo nucifera (sacred lotus) is the source of this 1983-nucleotide messenger RNA. Its product is annotated as protein phosphatase 1 regulatory inhibitor subunit PPP1R8 homolog. The record is from RefSeq and is a predicted model, not a curated record. NCBI's taxonomy places the organism in Eukaryota, Viridiplantae, Streptophyta, Magnoliopsida, Proteales, Nelumbonaceae. Gene Ontology annotation, molecular function: protein binding.
UGACGGAGCAGUCGUUGUUUCGGGAGCCCUCUUUUGCGUUGCGCUGUAUGGGUAUGGCUUUACCUUCCCUCUUCUAAUCUUCCUCUUGCCUCCGUUCUCGGCCUCCGCAAUUUCUUCCACCCAACAUCGAAACAUUCAAAUCCGCUUCGUAUUGAGGCCAUUUGAUGGAACUUUGGUCCUAAAGUUAGGGUUUUAGUGAGUGUUGUUUUACUUGCGGCAUCCAGUUGGCGCUUCUGUCAAGUUGAAAUCAUAUAUGUGGUGAUAGGUCACAGAUGACUGCAGUUGUGUAAGUGCCUGCUCCAUUGAGCAAAAGUAGCAUCCACUAUAGUUUCAUGUGAAGUUCCUGUAAACUGUUGAAGAGGGUGCCUUUAACUUUGAGUAGAAAGGUAAAAUGUAUGGGAGAGCGGGUCUCGAUAGAUUUAAGAAAGCGCAAUCAAUAGAGCCAUUCUCUGUGACUCUUAACUCAGCUCCUAAAACAUCUACCCAAUCUGCUGCAAAAACAUCUACACAUUCUUCAAUUUCAUCUUUCCAACCUCAACCGUCGGACCUGCAAACCCAAUUCCAGCACCAACACCAUCAACCUCAAAGACCCGUUGGACAUGAACAGACAGUGUCAGCAGUAGCAGCUCAGCCAGUUACUCAGGUUGGUGGCGGGCAAUCGACUUGGCAGCCUCCCGAUUGGGCAAUAGAACCCCGACCGGGUGUUUUUUAUCUUGAUGUUUUGAAGGAUGGAGAAGUCAUCGGUCGAAUUAAUCUGGAUAAAAGGAGGCACAUUUUCGGGAGGCAAUUUCCCAUGUGCGAUUUCGUGCUGGAUCAUCAAUCUGUGUCACGCCAACAUGCUGCUGUCGUUCCACACAAGAAUGGCAGCAUAUAUGUAAUCGAUUUGGGGUCUGCCCAUGGUACAUUUGUUGCAAAUGAGAGACUGACCAAGGACAGCCCUGUUGAGCUCGAAGUGGGACAAUCCUUGCGAUUUGCUGCAUCAACAAGAAGCUAUAUUUUGAGAAAGAACAAUGCAGCUCUUUUUCCUCCUCCUCUUCUACCCUCAGAAAUCAAUCUGCCACCCUCUCCAGAUCCUUCUGAUGAAGAAGCUGUUUUAGCCUACAACACAGUCUUGAAUCGUUAUGGUCUGAGCAAAUCAGACUUGUCUAAAUCUGGCAAGGGUUCAGGGAACUUUUUGGGUGGGACUGAUAAUGGCAAGCCGCUGGAAAGAGCCUCUAAAAGAAUUAGGAAAGCAAAAGUUGCUUUCAGAGAUCAAGUUGGAGGAGAGUUGAUUGAAGUUGUUGGAAUUUCUGAUGGGGCAGAUGUUGAAACUGAACCUGGUCCAGUUGGUGUCAAAGAAGGUAGUCUUGUUGGAAAGUAUGAAUCCCUAGUACAGAUCACUGUUAUACCGAAAGGGAAGGAGCAAGCCUCAUCAAAAGAGGAAAACUUCGCCUCAAAAGGCGUGACUGAUAAACUACAGCAAGUAUUGAACAAGGUCAGAGCUGCUCCAAAGAGUGGUGGAAUUUAUGAUGACCUUUAUGGAGACUCAUUUUCUGGUAAAGUGGGUUCAUCCUGGGCUUAUGCUUCAGGCGGUAGUGGUGAUGGACAAACUGCUGUAUCUAAAGGUGCUCAGGCAAAUUCUGUUGGUAAUGCAAGUGGAAAGCGGGGAACAAAGUUUGGUUAUGAUGAUGAUGAUGAUUUAUUUGGUGAUUCGUUGGAGGACUAAGCACAAGAAGCUUCUGGGUGGUUUCCUACUCUGAUGACAUGAUUGGAAUUGCAUGACUAUAGGAGCUUGUUUCCUAGUAGUUUCCUACUCUGUACAUUGGAAAUUUUGUUGUAGUUACCGACUAUUUUUUGACCUUGUUAAUGAAAGAUGUGCAACCCAAAACUGGAGAUGACCCUGUAACUCAUUCAACUUAGAGCUGCGGGUUCGAUCUCUUGUCUUGUUUCCAUAAAAAAGAGAAUAGCAAAAGGAAAUGUGGUAUAUCUUUGAUACUGUUCUAA